Vitrella brassicaformis is the source of this 7561-nucleotide messenger RNA. The record is from the annotation of a GenBank genome assembly. NCBI's taxonomy places the organism in Eukaryota, Vitrellaceae.
UCACUCCUGGUCAUACUUGGCGAUAAUGUCGUUAUAUCCCUCCAGCAGCGGCACCCCUGUCAGCCGGGCGAUCUCAUUCCGACACGCAAUCGCCUCCCGCAGCCCCUCCCCCCUCCCCCACGACCCUCGCACAUAGAACAACACACCCUCCGGGCCGUUGCCUCCAAGCGUCACACCAAACGCACACCGACUCGAUGAGAAACGAAUGCCGAGGGCCGGGGGUUUCGCCUCGGCCGUGGGUGGGGGCUCCGACAGCAGCAGGAGGGCGGAGAACUGCGGCAGGAGCCUCUUGAGCUGGGGCAGCACCUCGUUGGCCGUCACGGCGAUCUGCCGACGGUGUGGCUGCGGGGGCAGUGGAGGGGGCUGGUCCAAGAACUCGGCAUAGCCCGUCACGUGUGGGGCCUUGUCGCCGGUGAAGAGGUUGCGCCUCGCGAUAGCCGCCUUGAGCGACCCCUGCACCGCCCCCAGGCACCCACCGAUCGCCCCCUCACCCAGCGGGAUGCUCAUGCUCUCCGUCAGCAGCUGAAUGCCAUUGGUCGGGUCGAGGAGGAAAGGUGCCGCACGGUCGGUGUCCCACGAGAGAGACAGGGGAGGCCCCGCACGACCCAUGGCCACCAGCUGGGCGCCGUACAGGCUGUUCAGGCCCUCUAUGUAGGCGUUGGCAAUCGCGGCCGCAUACCUCUUCCUCUGGUAAGGGAGUGGCGCAUCCGCCCGUGGGGUCAGCCGUGGCUGCUUGCGUUGCGAUGACGGCUCGGGCAGGAGGCGUGAGCUCACGAGGCUGGCCGGUGGCGCCACGGCCUUUCUCUUGCGAUUGUCUCUGUCUGGCGUCGCCUUCCUCCCCAUCUGUAUUCUCGGAGGAGUGGCCGGUGGCGGCGGCAUGGGGCUCUCUCGCUGGACCAUCGAAUCGGGCACGGCAGGGUCGGACGGGUCGCGGAGGCGCUUCCCUCUGCCGGGCCGCAUCUGUCGGGCUCUUGCGGCCUUGGUCGGCCCUGCAGACGACGAGAGUAGGCGGCUGUCUCGUGACAUGGCCACAUAGUCGCACGCAGGGUCAUACUCGCCAUAGACGUUGAUGCGCCGGUCGUCGAGGAGCUCCUCGUGGCCCUCGACGGGCGGCAUGCACUUGGGCGCCCCCAUGUCGUUGCGAAUGGCCACCGCCUCGAUCAGCGACCGCUUGAUGGCGGCGGGGUCGUGGUACUCCUCCGGCUUGACCUUGAGCCCCGCAAGCAUCACUGGCUUGACGUGCUCCGGCCACGCAGUCGACAGCAUGGUAGUCGGACACGCGCUUUGCCGGUCCCAGGACAUGGCCAGCAUCCCCGGACGGCCGUAGUGCUCCCGCAGGGCCGCGAUGUAUGCCGCCGCCACCAGGGCGGCGUAGGCCUUCCGCUGCUCCCACUCGGCCGCGUCGUCGGCUCCAGGCAGCGGGGGCGUGUUUCGCUUGACGGGCAUGGUUUUGUCGGAGCACUGCGAGUCAGAGAGGGGGGCGUUGUGCUCAGGCGGGCACAGCGGCAUGCACUCCGGGGUGAGGUCGUUGUCUGCAGGGUCGCCGUAGCCCAACACACCCGCAUAGUCGACCGCCGGGAUGCCUGCCUUCUCGGCGGCACGGUUGCGGUACUGAACGGCCACAUGCAGCAUCAUCGUGGCCACGUCAAUGGGGAGGGAGGAGCCGCGGACCGAUGCCAGCCUGGAGAGUGUCGGGGGCAGCCGCACACGGACCUUGCGCAGGCUUACUUGGGGCACGCACUUGGUCACGUUCCAGGUGAUGCCCAGGGGAGCUGAUGCCUCGUCCACCUGCCCACCCAGCUGCUCCAAGUACGCCUGGUGCAGCGCGGCGAUGAGCCCCUCGGCGGCCUCGGCACACUCGGCCUUGAAGGUGGUCUUGGGCCCCGGUGUGAUCCUGGCAUGACGCAGUGGGCUGCCGGUCUGCUGGCUGCCGGUCUGCUGGGCGGCCUCGAGCUUCUUCCUGUCCCUCUCUCGGUUGAAAAUGGUCCUGUAGCAGACGGUGGAAUCGUAGCCAUAGCUCUCCUCCCACUCGUUGAGCACCGACUCGGCGCCGACGACCGUCGGCCACCCCUGUGUUGGGGCCAGCUCGUUUCGCCUCUCGAUUGCCCAUUUGAGCUGCUUGAAGAAGCUGGGCUGCCCCACCUCAGGCUCGCCCCCCGUGUACACGAGCACAGAGCCAGACGUCAGGUCCGGGGGUGCACCCCGGGUGUUGGCGCUCGUCUUGACGACGAAUCGGCCGAACCUGCUCCUGUACUCGAUGGCCAGAUUGCGGCUCUCGGGGGGCACGUGGGAAAGGCAUCUCUCGACCAGUUUGUCGAAGUAGGUCUCGGCGAGUAUUUGAAGGUAGGCGCGAUGGCGGUCCGAGUGCAGUUCUGGACACAGGUGCGUGACGGGGUCGAGAUGGUCGCCCUGUGGUGGGAAGGUCGACCGCGCUAUCACGCCCUCAAGCUGGGACGCUGCCGGCGCCCUCUUCGCCAAGGGUGGCGAGGGCGGCUUGGCCAGCGGCUGCUGCUGCUGCGAGGGCGGCGGCAGCAUCGACAGCCGGGGAGUCUGCCCCCUCGGCGAUGGGUCUGGGGUGUUAGAGUGAUGCUCUGGCGUGCCGCUGCCAGAUAUCGCGCGCUUCUUGGCCGCCCUCUCCUGCACGCCGCCACUGCUGUCGUCCCCCUCCUCCCCCUCCCCCCCUCUGCCCGCGACUGACCGUGCCCUCUUGCUGCCCAGAGAGAGAUCGAACUCCUUGAUGAUUUCUUCAUAGCCCACCAGGGGCGGCAGCAUGUCGCUCAUGACACUGUUCCGGUGGGCGAUGGCGCGUUGCAGCGCACCCGCGGCGCCACACGUGUGGACGGAGAAGGACGCCAGCGCCGGCGAGCCCUCGAACUGCACGUGGAAGGUGGCCGUCAAUGGGUCGUAGAUGAUGCCGAGAGGGUCGCAUAUGUCAGCCAGGCGCUUGAGCAGGGCGGGGGCGACCUUGUUGAUGGACUUCUUCUCCUCCCGUCGCUGCCUGACCUCCUCCGGGUACAGGCGGGUGUAGAGGGCUACGUAGUCGAAGUGGGGGUCGAACUCGGGUGAGGGAAGGCCGGCCGACUCGAUGACACCGUCGUCGUCGGCGAACGUGGCCUCGAAAUCCGUGAAAAUGCAUGAGGACCCGGGCGCGGCCUGGGAGAUCAGGCUGUUCCGGUCGUCGAUGGCAACUCUGAGCAUACAAAACGGCACAACGCACAAAGCGAUCGGUCGGUCCAUCGCUUCCGCUGCUCUGCCUCUGUGUGUCGUCCCUUACCUGAGUGCGCUUCUGACGGCGUCGAUGCCUCCUCCGUCUUGCGCGAGGGCCUCGACGGGCUCCGACUGCCUCACACGCUGACCCACCUUCCACCGCAGUCUUGACAGCUCGUUGUGCCACCACACCGUCAGAGGCUCGUCCUCUUGCUGCCCCCCGCCCUCGCCGCCCUUCCUUUGGGCCUCAUAGAGGUCACGCAGCUUCUGCAGGUAGGCCCUCACCAGGAUAUUCAAGUAUAGCUUCCGCUGGUACGCCUCUGACACACGCCGGGGGGGCUCAGGCUCUGGUCUCUUCUCGAUAGGCUGUGGCGUGCCGUCUCUUGAUUCAGGCCUGGUGACCUCAGGAAUGCCCAUGGCCUUGCCCCUUUGGUUGCGGCAGCUGACGGCCUGAUAGAGGGCCGCUAGCAGGCCACCCGCCUCGUCCACAGGGAAGUGUGCGGGCCCCUCGUGGCCGACCGUGACGACGAAUCUGUGCUUCUUGUCGUCGAAGACGAUGCCGAGUGGGGUGGGGGGCGGCAGCUUCUGUUGCAGCUUAGAGAGAAUGCAUCCUGCGAUCGAUGCCUCGCUCCUGCCCGCAUCGCCGCCGCCAUCUCCAUCGGCAGCUGAGACCGGUGGCUUGGGCUGGGGCUUGGGCUUGGGUUUGGGCUGGGGCUGUAGCUGUGGCUGUUGUUGUGGCUGUGGCAGCUCUUUCCGCCGGUAUUUGGUCACAUCAAGCUGAUGCGGGAGAGCCGGCGGGCUCUGUUGCUGCUUGAGGUGCCUUCGCUGCUCCAUGAUGGGGCGGAGCAUGGCCACGUAGUCGAGGGCGAGCUCGCGUGCGGCGAGGAAGCCGUGCUUGGUCGCUGAGAAGGCCUUGCAGGGCUGCAGGGGCUCCCCUGUCGCCUCGUCGAUGGGAACACUGCUCACGUCCUCACCUGACACACCCAGCAAGAAAAGCACGCUGCAUGUGUCGAAAGCACCCACUACGUCUCUCUCUCUCUCUCUCUCUGUGUGUGUGUGUGUGUGUGUGUUCUGCCUGUCGGCUCACCGAAGAGCUCAUCCCAUUCGGCCUCGUCGACAUACCCCUUCCACGAGCGCAGCCUGCCGCCCCACUUGAUGCCCUUGUCGUGAAUCCGAUGUGGCACCCUGGCAGCUUUGGUCCACAGGUCCGGGUGCAGGUCCACCCCCGCACCCUCCUCCAGCACCGGACGGCCGGCUGCCUCUCUCUCACUUUCGCCGGCCUCUUCCUUGUCAGACUCGUCACGCUGCGCGCUGCCCUUGACCUCCUCGUAUGGCAGGUCGACAACGCGAAGGUAGGAGUCCAGCUCGAGAGGGUGGGCGCCGAGUCGCUGGCUCUCUUGGGCCACCUCGUUGCGCAGUUGCAGGGCCUCACGCAGGCCCUCCUUGACGCACUCGACCGCACUCUUGGUCUCGGAGGGCCGGAGGCGCUGCCCAGCUUUGGCGAUCCUCUCGUAAUUCGCCCCCAUGACGGCGCGGAACUUGGUUGUGGCGGCCUCGUACCGGAUGGCGAAGUUGGGGACCUCCUUGCGCUUCUUGCCCUUGUGAAGCUGCUGGUGGUGGUCCAUGAGCUUGCGCAAAUAGUCGCGGACGAUGGCCUCGAGCUCGUCCCUCUGCUCCUGCGACAGGGGCGCCGGCUCGGGCGUGUUGCUCCUUCCACUGUGGCCCUUCUCUGUCGUGGGGGCGGGGGCGGGGGAGGCAGGGGAGUUGCGAUCGUCAUCUGCUGGUGGUGUGGGAUCGACGCCGAAGUCCAUCAGCACCUGGUCGUAGCUGGACAGGGGGGGCUGGCCUCGCGCCUGGGCCCGCUGAUUGCGACGGACGAUAGCCUGCCGUGCCGCGAUGCGACGCCAUGCAACACAAGGCAAGGCAAGAAGGAGAAUGCAAUCAAUGCACUCGUGUUGUGUGUUGUGUGUUUGUGUGUCGCCUGCAUGCUCUACUGUCCCUACCUGUUUGAGAGCUUGAUCGCACCCGAGUGCGGCCACGUCGAAGUACUCGAACUUCCCUCCCAGGCUCUCACCGCCCACGCCAAACCGAUGCUGCGCCAGGUUGAAUGUGAUGCUGAGCAUGGGGCGGUCGGCGCAGAGCCUCUUCUCGAAGGGCAGGCCGGCCACCAGGUGGCGCUUCAGCGCAGGCAGGACGGCGGCGGCGAUCCGCUGAAACUUGGCGAUCUCGGCGUCACGGCCGGGAUCUCUGUUCUUGCGUCUUCGCGCAGCGCCCUUCUCUCGAUGGCCGAGACGGUUGGCCAGCGCCUUCUGGACGACGACCUCAUGACCCUUCAGCAAUGGGACCCCCUGCGCCUCCGCCUGCGUGUUGCGGUCAAGGACGACUUGGCUGAGGGCGUCGACAAAGCCGUCGAAUGACGCGAUCGAGUGCGGCUUGCCCUCCUCAGCCCCCGAAACCCUCGCACGCAGCUCGCGCCGCUCCUCGUCCAGCACGAUGCCCAGUUCGGUGCCGUCGCUCCUGAUCUGCUCCUGCAGCAUGGCCAGGAACUUGCGGGCAAGCAGCGUCAGCUCGUCCGGUGUCCCUUCCUUCCCCUUGAGUGAGGGUCUCGACGGGUGCGGCCCGUUGAGAUGGUCCAACCCAUCGAUGGUCUCGACGCUGUCGCCCUCCCACUCGUCCUCACGACCGUCGAUCAGGUGGCCGUAUGACGUCCACAGGUGCGCCCCCAGAUGGGCAGCACGCCGGUUGCGGGCUAUCAGGGCCUUUCGCAGCGCCGCCACCACGCCGUGUUUGGCCACGCUGAACGUCUCCACAGGCUGUUUGUGGUGCUCCACCACGAAGUGGCCGUCUUUGUACUGGAGCGUCAUCGUGGUGCGGCUGCCUUGCUGGUACUUCUGGUGGAUUUCGCGCAUCAGACACUGGGCCAGGCGGUCGGAGGUUGACGAGCCAGCGCUGCUGUGGCUGCCAGUGCCGUGUGGGAUGUCGCCUGGUCGAUUGGUUGCAGAACGGGGUAAGGAGCGGCCUGGCUCGGUGACGGGGAUGCCCAGGACUUCCUCGUAGCCCACGAUGGGCGGGGAGAUGAGUCGAUUGCGCUCCUCUACCACUCUGACAAACGCACAAUCACCAGGCAGCCACAGUCGAUCAACGUUGUCCCCUCACCCCCUCCAUUUGUCCUUCCUCCUCACCAUACCGUUUAAGGGCCUCGCUCACUCCCAGCUCCCGGGUGACUGACACAGGUUUGCCAAACACCAGCUCCCCAUCCGACUUCCUCUUGUGCCGCGUCCGGAACCGCAGCCUCACGGCCUUUGACGACCCCAGCAUCUCCACGCCCAGCUCCUUGCGCGCUGGCAGCAGCUUCCUGAAGCCGUCCAGCAGCCCCUCGGCGUCUUUGAUGGCCUGCUGCAUGAAUGCUUGGUCGAGGGACUCGUCGCUCUCGGCGGUGGCGCUCCGCUCGCUCGGCUGGGGGGACGCAUGGGCUGCAUUGGGGGAGGAAGACUGCUGCUGAUGCACUUGCUGUGGUGGUGGUGAUGGUGGUGAUGGUGGUGGUGAGGUGGUGUCGGGGGGAGGCUGAGGCGGCUGCGUGUCGGCCGCCGACGGUUGUUGGUGCGGCUGCGGGUGUCGCUUGUUCGGCUGCUGUGCUUUUUGUUGCCUCUUGAUGGUGACGUCGAAGAUGUGCAGCAGCUCGUACACGGCCGACUCGUCUUGCUCCUCAAUGGCGGCCUUCAGACACACGAUGGGACCCUAUCGGAUCGACCAAGCCAAGCAACACCAGACACACAUGAUACAGACAGACAGGGAUGGGAAGACAGGAUGCAUUGCACGUAAUGCGAGUGAGUGGUUUGCAUUUGUACAGACGUACGUACGUCUUCCGUUUCGUGAAGGUCCAUCCCCUUGGCCCUCUCGUAGAUGGCCGUCUUGGCCAUGUCAAAACCCUUCCCGCCGUCCACAAACGCCCUGCAUGCACCGCACCCGCGAGACAAACAGUGUCUGCCUUUGUGUCUGUCACUCUCUCUGCACACACAAUCAUCCACGACCGGGCGCGGCGCACCUGCUGGCUUGCUCCGGUCCGAACCAUCUCUCGGUCAGCGCAUUAAGGGCGGCUUUCGAGUACUCCUCCUCGUCCGCCAUUCACUGCACGCCCCUCUGCCUCACACACGGAAACCGCCCCGCAGGCCAGAUGGAGGGCGGAGUGCGCCUGCCCCGUCACCGCCACUGCACGGCAGAAGUCCUCAGAGCCCACGGGCCGUCAAGGGUGGACGAAUGCCGCAGAUCUCCUCAACCGCAUGCUAGAGAGGGCCGGGUAAGAGGCAAGAUAUCUGUGGCUUCCUGUCUGUCUGGUCGAGCUAAGGGGAUGACG